Molecule: messenger RNA, 1327 nt
Organism: Saccostrea cuccullata (small rock oyster)
Lineage: Eukaryota; Metazoa; Mollusca; Bivalvia; Ostreida; Ostreidae
Exons: 3
Coding region: 87-824 (245 amino acids)
Cellular component (GO): membrane
Source: RefSeq, a predicted model, not a curated record
UCCUGCAAACCUUAGAGAUGUAGGAAUUUUUCCUUCAGGCCUUACUGAUAACAAGAGUUUAGACUGUAUUUUUAUUGAUAAAAAAAAUGGACGUGGCAGAAAAACAGGAAAAUGAGGAAUAUAAAUUCAACAAUACAUGGCGAUACGUUGCAUCACUUAUAUCCAUCAUUUUAUUCUUGGUUUCGUUUGACUGUGACAUUAUUUUGGCUGUUGAGUACCACAAGAGAGAAAUGUACCAGGAGUUUAAUUGUACGGUGUCUGUAAUAACGGCAGCCUGUUUGAUAACAGGCUGUCUGAGCACAUAUUGGUUGAUCCAGAAUGGAAAAUUAGCCAGAUCUUCUCCUGGAUAUUUCUUAUGUCUUCUAACCAGAUUUCUGAUUCCUGGAUUAUCGAGGGAUGUAGACAUAGUGAGUAAAUGGUUUAGCAAGAAAAUCCACCCAGACCAAGAUACAUUUUUACAAGCCUUCACUGAUGCAAGGAGCUUAAGGUUGUAUGAUGCACUAAUUGGGACCACAACACAAUUCCUUCUACAGGGGUCCUACUACAUUGCCAAUAGAUCUGAAAGUGACAUAUAUCUUUCUUCCCUACGUCGGAUGUCAAUCAUGUGGUCCUAUGGCGUCAUCAUGUGGUCAUUAAUGACGUACAUAUUGUCACGCACUCCAAACAAGGCCAGCGAAGAGAGAGGCGCUAGUAUAACCGCCAUACUUAUCGACUUCUUUGGAAGAAAAACUACUGUGGUAGUUUUCAUCUGUUGCCAUCUUGUUUUUGCCUUGAAUUAUUUCUUUUUAAGUAGUUUAUCAAGUUACCAUUCCACAAAUGUUUAACUGUUUUUUCUUUUAAUUUUACAUAUGUAUAAUAUUGAGACAUGCAUGCAUUGAAUGUUUGGAUUAUGAUGUUGUAAAAGUUGAAAUUUAAGAUGUGAUGAAUUUAUUUUUAAAUAUACAUGACAUUACAUGUAUGUGACAAGUUUAUUUUUCAUCAAAAUAUCCUCUGUAAACCAACACAUUUCAGACUGGACAUACUAUGUAUAUUCAGAAUUAACAAACAUUAAAGUGAAUUAUCCUGUCAUCAGUUUAUCCCCCACCAGUUUGCUUUUUUUUUUUUUUGGAGGGGGAGGGAGGGGCUUCUAAUUCAUUUCAGUGCCAUAUAAGCUUUUUAUGAAUGUAAUAAAAGUUUCAAUUAUGAUCAUAUCCAACAUCAGCAAAGAACAAGGUCUCAAGGUCAUUGACCUUGGUGUCAUUUGAAAGAGCUUAAUUAGUGGAGUAUGCAUACCAAAUAUGAAGUCUCUAUCUUUUAUGGUUCAAAAGUUAUAGUGAAGGUUAAACUU